This is a messenger RNA of Vigna umbellata (rice bean), 1077 nucleotides long. The record is from RefSeq and is a predicted model, not a curated record. Lineage: Eukaryota; Viridiplantae; Streptophyta; Magnoliopsida; Fabales; Fabaceae.
UAUAAGAUGCUAAAAAACUAAUGUAAAGUAAUUUGAAAUGUUGGCUUUAGCUAACAAUUUAUAGAAACCAAUGUGAAUUUGUCGAAAUGUUUUGAGGGAGAAAAACAUAUUUUAUCAAACUGAUUUAAGAGGGUAAUUUUUAGAUUUCCUUUUUACUUUGGCCAAUAUUUUGGUCAGAAGUUCAUUUUGUAAAAAUUCUAUAUAAAAUUGAGGAUUUGAAAGAUUUAGUGAAAUAUAUUUGAUAGGAGAUCAAACCCCACAUAAUUGAAAUAAGAGAAAUUAAAAUUAUAAUAAGGUAGUUUGAUUUAGAAUGAAAUCCAUGCAAACAUUCAUUUGUGAUUAACAGAUAACAGCAAACAUAGAGAGUGAGAUGCUAGCAUUCGAGGAAUCUACUGAACUGAACAGACUAGAGAUUGAGGAGAGUGAAAAGAAAAUAGUGGAGUUCGAGGACCAAAUGCAGAAGGACCGAAACGAAGGGCUAUUCUUUAAGAACCUUGGACAGAAGGAUCUUGUUGAUAAAGCAAAACCCAAGGAGGAGGUGGAAAAGAUCAAAGAUGUGAACAUAGAAAACAGUGGCAUCCAAACUAUGAAAAAUGUUUAUCUUUUCUUCAUUGGCUUGCUGACUUUUGGAAUAGUUGAUUCUGUUGCCUCAUCCUCAGGUGCUGAUUGGAAAAGAGUUUCAGUUCUUGGAGGUAUUAUUGUGGUCUUGUUUUCUUUAUUCAUCAAUGAACAAAACAAGGACAGCAAGAAAGACUGAGAAAAAACUCAAAGUUCAUUUUCAUUUGAGGAAAAGAAGUUUAUGGGGGAUGACAUUGUGAAUUGGUAAUGCAUGCUUGAACUUGGACUGAUGCAUCAACCUGCUUUUUGGCUUCAACUUCAGCUGAGAUACUGCUGAUGUCAACACAGUAAUGUCCAGAAUUUGGUUAACUAAAUGUCAUGAGAUACUGCACAAAUGUAGAAUUACUUUAAAUCCUGUGUUGAUGCAGAAAAAUAUAUGUACAUAGCUUUUAGGAGCUUAUUCAUCUCUGACUGUUACAAAUUUUUAUUUAGAACCACAACGCGUUUCUAAGUCUGUCA